Molecule: messenger RNA, 1041 nt
Organism: Hydra vulgaris (swiftwater hydra)
Lineage: Eukaryota; Metazoa; Cnidaria; Hydrozoa; Anthoathecata; Hydridae
Source: RefSeq, a predicted model, not a curated record
AUGGGGUAUAAAAGUACAAAUGAUGCUUUUGAAAAUGCUGCUGAAAAUGGAAAUCUUGAAAUUAUUAAACAUUUACAUGAAUUAGGGUAUAAAGGAAAAGGACCGGCAGUUAAUUUUGGAUAUGAAUUAGGGUAUAAAGUUACAGAAUAUGCAAUUGAUAAAGCUGCAGAAAAUGGUCAUCUUGAAGUAUUAAAAUAUUUACAUGAAUUAGGGUAUAGAGGAACAGAAUUAGCAAUUGAUAGCGCUGCAGAAAAUGGACAUCUUAAAAUAUUAAAAUAUCUUCAUAAAAACGGGUAUAAAGGAGCAGAAGAUGCAGUUAAUAAUGCUGCAAGGAAUGGACAUCUUAAAGUAUUAAAAUAUCUUCAUAAAAACGGGUAUAUAGGUACAGAAUAUGCAUUUAAUUGUGCAGUAAAUAACCAGAUAAGCGAAGAAUCAGAUAGUAACCUUGAAAUUAUUAAAUAUUUACAUAAAUUAGGGUAUAAAGCAAUUAUUCGCGCUAUAGAAAAUGGUAACCUUGAACGAGUAAAAUAUUUGCAUAAAUUAAAGAAUUAUUAUGAAGAAUUAGCAAUUAAUUAUGCUACUGAAAAUUAUGACUUUGAAUUUGAGCAACAAUUAUAUAAAUUUAAGUAUAAAUAUGAAAAAUGUGCAAUUAGUUCUGCUGCUAUAAACGGCCACUUUGAAGUAGUAAAAUAUUUACUUGAAUUAGGGUAUAAAUGUGAUAAAUUAGCAAUUAGUUAUGCUGCUAUAAAUAACCACUUUGAAAUAUUAAAAUAUUUACAUGAAUUAGGGUAUGAAUGUUAUGAUUGGACAAUUGAUUAUGUUGCUAAAAAUGGUCACCUUGAAAUAUUAAAAUAUUUACAUGAAUUAGGAUAUAAAGGUACAGAAGAUGCAAUAGAUAAAGCUGCUCGAAAUGGUCAUCUUGAAAUAUUAAAAUAUUUACAUGAAUUAGGGUAUAAAGGAACAAAAGAUGCAAUAGAUAAAGCUGCAGGAAAUGGUCAUCUUGAAGUAAUUAAAUAUUUACAAUCAUUAGGUUAUAAAUAA